Messenger RNA from Trichoplusia ni (cabbage looper), 3111 nucleotides. RefSeq names its product calcitonin receptor-like protein 1 (gene NGR-B3). Lineage: Eukaryota; Metazoa; Arthropoda; Insecta; Lepidoptera; Noctuidae. The record is from RefSeq and is a predicted model, not a curated record. Gene Ontology annotation, biological process: cell surface receptor signaling pathway; adenylate cyclase-modulating G protein-coupled receptor signaling pathway. The transcript has 10 exons. The coding region runs from base 249 to 2681 and encodes 810 amino acids. Gene Ontology annotation, cellular component: plasma membrane. Gene Ontology annotation, molecular function: peptide hormone binding; G protein-coupled peptide receptor activity.
CACAAUAAUUAGUACGGCCGCCACGAAUGAUACAUUCAGUGCUGAAGACAAUCAACAAAGCUGUUUUGGAUUUUCCUCGUGCCGGAAUGUUUGAUGCUAUUCUGUUUCCAAACACUUUCGCGGAGAGACUUGUUUAGUGUCCAAUUAAACUGAUCAUUGGUAAUUAGUGUGGUAAUUUUAUAAGUGACAGUGUUAAGGAUUAUUUGUGACUUUUUAAAUAUGUACAGCGGGUGCCAAAACAGUGAUACAUGGAAACUAUGCCCGAACGUAAUUUAGUCUCGUACUUAUUACACUAUUUCAUAUGGAUACUGUUUUUGUGCGGAACGCAGGUGGGAGCACAUCUCAAGGAUGUCCUGAAUCCUGUGAACGUGGACUUCGACGUAUGGCACCAGCGCGACACUCGGGUGGCCAUCCGGGCCAACGACCGCCUGGCUUGCGAAAGACCUAACAUCUACAUCUGCGAGGAACCCCCAGGUACAAUACCUCCCGAUGCCAGAAAGACGUGUAAUUACCGCAAUGUGCGCUACCACGAGCAAGUUUACCGCUGGGUGGCCGGUCGCGGAUGCCUCUUCUUUACCCCUGACUUCCUCUACGUGGCCGGUGUCAACACCAUCAACCUGAACGCAGGCUGCUUCUACGGACACUGGUUUGCGCCCUGCUUGGAGAUCGCUAAGGAAGAUGGUUCAUGUGGCUGCUAUCCCUUCGACCCUGGUCUGGAGGAGGUGGCCGCGGCAGUACGUGAUGCGCUAAUACCCGCAGCACAGGGCCGUUGGGAACGAUGCUUCUACGCGGCAAGCGAUUGCUGCAGUCACUAUAUGCCCGAAGUCUACAACAGUUCAAGUAAAUCACGAAACACGAACCCACGACGUGUUUAUUACCACUUAAAUCAUGAUGAAUGCGAAGCGACGUUCGACGCGUGGACUUGCUGGCAAGAGGCGGCCGUAGGUACCACAGCCACUGAAGUUUGCUCAGAAUUCGCGUAUUCCACUCACACCGGACCAUCAUGCCACCACUACAGUAGCAAACAAUGCCAUGAAAAUGGAACAUGGGAGAUCAAGACGGACUACACGACGUGCAGCAUCACUCCACGCCUCGUUCGUCGUUACCAGCUGCAUAUCGCUGUCCUCUCCAUCUCAACCAUCGUCUGUCUCCCUGCCGUCUUCAUCUUCUGCUUCUACAAACGCCUCAGGAUAACCAGAGUCGCCUUACACAGAAACCUCUUAAUAGCUAUCAUAAUAAGAAAUAUUCUCGUGAUUGUCAGCCGAAGUGAAAUCUACAUAGAUGAGCUGACAACAUCAGGUGAAACGACAAUGUCAGCUCACGGCAUAGCUUGCCGAGUCCUCGCGUUCGCCGAGCGCGUCGCCGGCAACGCGGUGUUCGUGUGCAUGCUGGUCGAAGGUGCUUACCUGCACCGCGCUAUCGUAGCCGUCUUCAAACAGAAGCUGAAGACCAAGUGGCUGUAUCAGAUUGGAGCUAUAAUAGCGCUGAUCCCAGUAGCAGCAUGGGCGACAGUUAUGGCUCUCCACAACGACCACUCGUGCUGGCUAGUGUACACAGUACCACAUGUCCAGUGGAUAAUAGAUGGGCCUCGCAUUGCCAUCCUACUGGUUAAUACUGGACUCUUCAUCGACGUCAUGAGAGUUCUUCUCACUAAGAUCAGGAAUUCGGAGAACACCAAUCAGCUUAACACCGCUAAAGCCACGUUAUUCUUGAUGCCUCUUUUUGGAACACAAUUUUUGCUGACUGCCUUGAGACCUAGCACUACAAACUGCACACAAGAGCAGAUCUAUUACUACGCAUCUUAUACAGUUGAAGGCCUGCAAGGAUUCAUCGUAGCUACUCUUUACUGCUAUGUAAACAAAGAGGUGCACACAUUAAUAAGAGCAACGUAUAGAAAAACUGAAAGCGCCGUUGUUUCAAGAAUACGAGGAGAAUCAACAUAUCCUCGAAUGAGUAUGGGUCCAAACUCAGAAAGAAGAAUAACUUACAGCACUGGUCUACAUCCAAGUCCAUCAGAGGAAUCUAAAGACCAAUAUGCUACUAUAAGACCAAAAUUACACGUCGCAGAAAUAAUAUCGAUACAAGCAAGCGAGCGUUUAGCCGAGAUCCUGGAACCGGUUUAUGAAACUAUACAGAAUGGUGUCACUAACGAAGGAUACGACUCCCUCGAUAGAUCCGACAUAGAUAAUGAUUCAGGUUUCAUUCCUAACAGGGAAUUCAAAGUGGAAGACUAUUAUGGUUUCACAAACGCGUCAAGUAUCUCAAUCGAUUGCCAAGACUGGAUACGGUGCGUCUCGUCCCCUUCGAGCAGCGUUUACAAUAAUUCCUUAAACGACUACGAGUCUAAAUAUUUAGAGAAGAAAUUCCCUAAUCAUUCAAAGCUUCGCGACAUUUGCGAAGCUCAAGAGAGGUCGAGAUCUGACAAAUCUGGGUGUGGGAAUUGUUUUGCACACAUAAAUGCGCAAGUUGCUAAUGAUACUAUUAAGAAAGACAUCGACCCUGAGAAGGAGCCCGUCACUGUGAAUCCGAACGACGAGUCUGAGUACGACGACUGUGAAAACAUGCUCGAUGAGAUCAUGCAAUACAUAGAAACCACGGACAACAACAAAGUUAUUCUGGACCCUAGCUGUCUCACUCCCAACAGACGGGAAGGAGAGAAAAUUAUAUUCUUAGAUGAAUAGCAAUAUUUACCCUAAGCUAAAUCUACCGUUUUCAUGAUUUGCACCUUUGUGUGAGCUUGAUUUAUUAGUCAGCUUAGGGCUGCAAGGCAAUCCCGAAGUACAUAUGUACAUGAACACAGUAUGUACGUAAGAAAUAUCGACCGAGUUAUAGUUACCAAAUAUAUUUCAUGUUUUCAGGAGUUACCGUAUCUUGUAUCUAUUUACCUAAAUUCUGUCGAUUUAUUCAAAGUAGAUAUUUCAAUUAUUCAUUACUCCUUUAAGUAGGCAACAGAAUAAAUUUAUUAAUCGUAACUAAUUGUAAUGUAAGGGAAAUAUAAAUAUAAGAACUCGUAAGGAACUGUCCAACGAGACCUUGUCGUAUAGCAGAUAUACCUAGCAAAUAGUACCCAUAUAAACUUUUGUAAUAAUUCAAUUAAAUGUUAUAAUGAAA